This is a messenger RNA of Chaetomium strumarium, 3634 nucleotides long. RefSeq lists its product as uncharacterized. The coding region runs from base 229 to 3306 and encodes 1025 amino acids. The record is from RefSeq and is a predicted model, not a curated record. Gene Ontology annotation, molecular function: S-adenosylmethionine-dependent methyltransferase activity. The transcript has a single exon. NCBI's taxonomy places the organism in Eukaryota, Fungi, Ascomycota, Sordariomycetes, Sordariales, Chaetomiaceae.
CACCUGUUCGCGUGCCUGUUGGUUCCCUCUAUCUUCCUUUCUUGCCCCCUGCUGCGCGGCUUAGCAGAAUAGUGCUUCGUUGACCGAAGCCGGUCCUGUCGUUCCCAUCUCUCCUAAUCACCGUUACAUUUUCCGGCGCAGGACGUCUUUCAGCUUACUUGCAGUGUCUAUUUCUAUGUAUUGGCUACGCCAUUUCCUGCGAUAUUGAUCCUACAACUAUAAACAGCCAUGUCAGAUCAACUACUGUUACCAAGAACCACGUUCCGGCCAGCCUCCCCGCCAGCCCGGAGGAGGCAUGGUCGGACACUUAAUCCCAUAAUGGAGGAACCCGAACAGACGGGAGACUCGUUCGUUGAGCGGAGGAAGAACAGGCGGUCGAUCGAGAAGAUCGAGCAGUGGCUCUCACCCAUGAGCGAUCAUUUCCCCACGCCGAGAGGUCAACACUUCCUGGCUGCCCCGAUCCUCCCCGCCACCCCGUCCUGCGUGCCGAGCGACUGCGAAGCCGACCUCGACAACGACGACGCCAGUUCCCAGGCUUCUUCAUCAAACCCAUCAUUACAGUGGAAUACCAGCCACAACCGAGACAGCAUCAUGACGGAUGUAACUGAGUUUGACGACCUUUAUGAUGUUUCCGACGACGAACUUACACGACGGCAACGCCUUCAGACGAACGGGAUCAAUCGGCAAGGGAGUGCAAGGAGUCUUCGGAGGACGUCGAGGGCGUCCAUUGAGCAGCGGAGAUCCUUGGCUCGCCUGGUGAUCCCGGAGGAGCCAGUGCUCGCGGCUGCGAAGAAGCUGAUGUCACCAAUUCCACCAACGCCGCCAUCCGCAGUUGCUAUGUCGCCUGCUGUCAAGUCAUUUAUGGAGCUGCGGCAGGCACAGGAGGUUCCCCGUGUGUCUGCGCCCCCGUCUCUGGACGGUAGUAUCAACUCAGAAGAGAUGGCUCAGAUGUCUGCGCCUCCCACCCCCAUGAUUGGAGCCGAGGACAGCGAGGACGAGGAGUGGUCAGGAGUCAGGCUCCAACCGGGUGCCCUCGAAACCCUCCAGGCGCUCUCAGGCAGUGAAUCUGGGUACGAGGAGGAGCCCGCACAGGUCAUCGAGAUCCCGCAAGAGAUGACCGAGGCGAACCGACGGCCACCCAGGCUGAUCACCGGAGCCCCCCUAGCCAGAGCCGUUUCCCACCGGCAAUCUCUCGCGGGAUUGACUAAGCUCGAGAUCCCUUCCCCGGGAGGCUUCUUCUCCGAACUCUCGUCCGCGACCCGGCGCACGUGGAACGUGAGCACCCAGCCAGAGGAGGCCAACCCCCCUACUUCGACCACCGCUGAGAACUUUUACAAAAUCCCCUGGAACCGGUCGACCAACGGGAUCCCGCCGCCUCCGCCACGGCCGCUACAUCUCGACGACAUACCGUCGGCCAUUGUCGAGCGUGUCAUUGAGCUUCCCGUGAACGAGAAGGAUGAAGAUCUCCCGACGGCAAUCCGGGUGGAGGAAACUCCUGUGCCCAUCACCGCUCGCAAAGUUCCGCCAACCCCGAAGCAUUCUGAGGCCCCGGCUUCUGAGACUGCAGUCGAGGAACCAACGUCUCCGGUCGAUGUCAACGAGAUAAUCAAUGAGUAUGCUACUCAACAGGCCUCAAAGCGGGAGGAGAACGCGGUAUCACACAUGGACCGCACUCAGAUGUGGUUGGCGGCUCAGCGGGCGUACCUCCAGGGAGUUGCGGGCUUCUCGGAGGAUAGCGCGACCACGGAAGAGUCGGAGCCCGAGCUUGAAGCAGAAGACAAGGCCGAGGUGCAAUCCAAGGAUACUUCUCCUGAACCCGAAAGCGAGCUGCCCAAGAAGAAGGCUGUCCGGUUCUCCGAGGUUGUGCUCAAGCAGAACAUACCUCGCUGCCUCCCCUCGAAGCUGCUCCGCCAGGAGUCGUCCUACUACCGCGCCUUCACCGACUACAUUGUGAGGGCCUGUGCCAGUGAUGUCUUCAUCUGCCGUCACCCACGCUUCGAAGCGCUUCAAGCCCAGCGUGUCUCGCUCAGGGACGCCCACCGUAACCAGCUCCUUGGCAAGUUCCAGCUUUCGGUGGUGCCCCAGUCGGCCAAGAAACGCUUGAGCACCAACGUCGUCCGAGGCGACGACGAGAUUGUCGACGACCCGGAGAAGCUCCGCGCCGACAAGGAGGCCGAGGCCCUUUUCCAGAUGCGCAUGGCCACCUGGCAGGUCGCCGCCACCAAGCUGCUAAACGGCGGUAAGCUCAUCUCCGCGCCCGUUGCGAAGCGUCUCGCACGCCAGAGCUGUAUGGCGCCCGGCCCAGACGGUGUCAGCCGUGACCGCGCACGCAUUCUCGACCUGGCUGGCCAGGGUUCCUGCGACUGGGCAUGGCAUGCCGCGAUCCAGUACCCCAACACCAAGAUCUACACCGUCACCACCAAGGCCAUGCGCCAGCUCAGCAACAGCAACAUCCGCGGACCGCCCAACCACCGCCAAGUCGCCGUCAAGAGUCUCACCAAGCUGCCCUUCGGUGACGACCAGUUCGAUCUUAUCUCGGCCCGUGAACUGCACGCCGUUCUCAAACUCUUUGGCGAGCACGGCAUGGACGAAUGGGAUGCUUGUCUCAAAGAAUGCCUGCGCAUACUCAAACCGGGCGGCUACCUCGAGUUCGGCUUGCUCGACGCAGACAUCAUGAACGCUGGCCCGCUUGGCAAUGCAAAAGCGGUGGAGUUUCACUUUGCUCUGCAAACCCUUGGCUACGACCCGAACCCGACCCGGUCCUUCCUCUCACGUCUGAACAGAGCGGGGUUCGAGGAAAUCCGGCGGGCGUGGUUGUCUCUGCCUGUGGGGCCCAAGCGUCCUCCGCGUCCUGCCGCUUCCGUCACUCCUGCCUCAUCGAGAGAUUCCACCUCAGCCGCAUCGGUCAAGGAGCAUCGCCUCGAGGCCAUCGUGUCUGGUUCGUCAGAGAAUGUUGCCGCCAUCACAGGGGUGGCGGCCGGCUGGAGCUGGGAGAAAUGGCUGCUUCGCGCAGAGAUGGAGAAGGCCGCUGGCGAGCUGAGGCUGGCUGAUACCGUCAACCCCGGCGAGGCCAUGCACGAGGCGGGUAAGAUGAUUGCCGACGUGCACGCGGUCGUGGAGGAGGGCCGCGGGAUGGGGUCUUGCUUCCGCAUGUUGAAGGGCUAUGCGCGGAAGCCUCGACCUCUGCCUUCUCCUCCCAUGCCGACGCCGGCAGGAUUACCUACCGCACUGGCGGAAGCGGAUGGAGUGGACUUGGAUCGGAGCGGGUCGAUUCGGAUUUGCUUGGAUACUGAAUCGCUUCAUUGAAGCCACCGUACUUGGGCCGGGGGGUUAGACCGGUUACUGGCAAGAACUCGAACGAAAUGAAGGAUAUUUUGGUGUCGUCUCUUCUCUUCUGAUCACGAUUUUCUACUGAGAAUGACGUUUCCGGGGCUGCUAUCCGUAUCGCAACAUGUCGCUGCUCGCAUUGUGCAAAAGCAUCCGAGCCAUUAGAUCAUCGUGGAGUGUAAUACAUAGGUACUGAUACCCACAACCUACUACUAAACCUUGUGUCCUGUGCCUUGCGAGCAAAGCAGUGAACAAGAUAUUGUACACAAGGUGAGGUACGGAUACGGAGUACAUAGGUACCUUUAUG